UGGUGGUGGAGACCAGAUCUGAGCUGACUUGGGCGAAGUAGCCAACCGACGACAAGCUGCAAUUCGCAGAUAUCGAGUCGAGGUCAGGGAGUGUUCCUCGCGUUUUCCCUGGAGCAUUCAUCGGGUUCUCUUGGAAUUUAGAGCCAUAGAAGCCAUGGCGUCCACAGCUGAAGCGGCCGCCGCGCCUCGGAAGACGCCCAUCGCGGCGCCCACCGCCGACACCAAGCCCGCGCCGCGGCCGGAGCUCACGGAGGAGCAGCGGACCAAGUACAGCGCGCUCCUGGAACAGGCCAAGGCCUUCACCGAGGUGCAGUGCGACAAGGAGAAGGACAAGUCCGGUCCCAUCACCGAGAAGGAGCGCGCCUGGCUCACCCGCGAGUGUCUGCUGCGCUAUCUGCGCGCCACCAAGUGGACCGUCGACGACUCGGCCAAGCGCCUGCUGGCGACGCUCGCCUGGCGCCGCGAGUACGGGUUGGACGAGUUCACGCCCGACUACAUCUCGCCGGAGCAGGAGACGGGCAAGCAGAUCAUCGUCGGCUUCGACAACCAGGGCCGGCCGUGCCAGUACCUCAACCCGGGCCGCCAGAACACGGAUGCCAGCCCGCGCCAGAUCAACCACCUGUUCUACAUGGUGGAGCGCGUCACCGACAUGAUGCCGCCCGGCGUCGAGAUGCUGAGCCUGCUGAUCAACUUCAAGCCGAGCAAGGAGCGCAAGAACACCAGCGUGCCCGUGUCGACGGCCAGAGAGGUGCUGCAUAUCCUGCAGAACCACUACCCGGAGCGACUGGGCAAGGCGCUCAUCAUCAACGUCCCCUGGAUCGUCUGGGGCUUCUUCAAGCUCAUCACGCCCUUCAUCGACCCCGUGACGCGCGAGAAGCUCAAGUUCAACGAGGACAUGAAGCAGUACGUUCCCGCGGAGCAGCUGUGGAGCCUGGACUGGGGCGGCGACAUGCCCUUCGAGUACGACCACGCCACGUACUGGCCGGCGCUCAACGACAUGUGCCGCCAACGCCGCGAGGAGCGCAUGCGCCGCUGGGAGGCCGGCGGCAAGCUGGUGGGCGAGUCGGAGGAUUUCCUGGCGGGCGGCACCGACGAGAGCGUUUCGGGCGUCAAGUACGUUGCCGGCGCUGCCCCUGUCCCGGCCUCUGCUGUUGGUGAUGCUGAGAGGAGCAAUGGAGUGGACGAGGUGGAGGAGAAGUUGGCCCAGACCAAGCUGGACGAGAAGCCCGUUGUGGCGUAGACGAACAGACUAGAACUACAGAGUACUUGAAAGGGAUUUACUUGAAAGAGGCUGGGAAAAGCAACGAUAGAGAGGAACCCAAUCAAGAAUCUUCCAGCAACACUUUCAAGUUUCAACAGCCAACACGGGCAUA
This is a messenger RNA of Ilyonectria robusta, 1373 nucleotides long. Its product is annotated as CRAL-TRIO domain-containing protein. Gene Ontology annotation, molecular function: phosphatidylinositol transfer activity. Lineage: Eukaryota; Fungi; Ascomycota; Sordariomycetes; Hypocreales; Nectriaceae. The record is from RefSeq and is a predicted model, not a curated record. The transcript is spliced from 2 exons. The coding region runs from base 155 to 1240 and encodes 361 amino acids.